This is a messenger RNA of Dovyalis caffra, 1065 nucleotides long. Lineage: Eukaryota; Viridiplantae; Streptophyta; Magnoliopsida; Malpighiales; Salicaceae. The record is from the annotation of a GenBank genome assembly.
AUGGCGGCCUAUGAGUCACCGGAGAAUCAUAUAGCGGCAACAGCAGCGACAACAUCAUCAGCAUCUACGUCAGAUCUUAAUUUCCCCAUUCGACGGAGGUCUACUACUGUCACGGAUUCUGCUUCGACGGAGGAUUUGAAAAGUAAUGGUAAAGAGUGCGAUAAGGUUAAGAAUGAGAAUCGAUCGGAUAUAAAAUUCAUUUACCGGCCAUCGAUGCCCGCUCAUCGUGGUGUUAAAGAGAGUCCUCUUAGUUCUGAUGCUAUUUUUAAACAAAGUCAUGCAGGUCUCUUCAAUCUCUGUAUAGUAGUGCUUGUGGCUGUAAACAGCAGGCUUAUCAUUGAAAAUUUGAUCAAGGGGUUUUCUUGGACGUCUUAUAAAUCACUCUUCUGGGACAUGCAUAGCAGUGCCUUUAUCCAAUGUUCAAAGGGACAAGAGAACCCUUUUAGUUUGGAUAUAGUUAUGACACUUAUGUAUUCAUUGCCUAAUUUGUGCAGGUGUGAUUCUGCUUUUCUAUCUGGUGUCACAUUGAUGCUCUUUGCUUGCAUUGUGUGGUUGAAAUUGGUAUCUUAUGCUCAUACAAACUCUGAUAUGAGAGCAAUUGCCAAGUCAAUUGAUAAGGUAAGUAUACCUGAGAAAGCUCAGCAGGAAGAUGCCCAAUCCGUUUCUCCAUAUGCAGAUAAUCCUCCUGAUGCUAACUUUAAGAGUUUGAUCUACUUCAUGGUGGCUCCCACAUUAUGUUACCAGUAUAUCAAUCCUAUUGUUCAGAAUUCGCAACACCCUUUGAAAGGAAAUCUCUUGUAUGCCAUUGAGAGGGUCUUGAAACUCUCGGUUCCUAAUUUAUAUGUGUGGCUUUGCAUGUUCUACUGCUUUUUUCACCUGUGGUUAAAUAUACUUGCUGAGCUCCUUCGCUUUGGUGAUCGGGAGUUCUACAAGGAUUGGUGGAAUGCAAGAACCGUUCAAGAGAGAAUGAUGUUAAAGGAAAAUAACAAAUCAAGGAGAAAGAAAGAUGAUAGAGAAAGAGAAAGAAUGGUGGUUUAUUUGUUGUUGAUAAAUGCGGGGAAAUAA